This is a messenger RNA of Phaeoacremonium minimum UCRPA7, 900 nucleotides long. Its product is annotated as putative platelet-activating factor acetylhydrolase protein. The coding region runs from base 1 to 900 and encodes 299 amino acids. The record is from RefSeq and is a predicted model, not a curated record. The transcript has a single exon. Gene Ontology annotation, molecular function: 1-alkyl-2-acetylglycerophosphocholine esterase activity. NCBI's taxonomy places the organism in Eukaryota, Fungi, Ascomycota, Sordariomycetes, Togniniales, Togniniaceae.
AUGUUCGGCGGACAUUCGUUUGGCGCUGCUAGCAUAGUCCAAUUCCUCAAGUCGACUUACUACGCUGGCACAUCCGAGUUAUCAGCUAUCAAGGAGCCGCUCUUUACCCCAGCUCUCGACUCCAGGCUUCACGCGCAGAUCACCCCAAGAAACUUGACCGUCCUACUGGACAUGUGGUGUUUCCCGUUGCUCGCCGAAUCCACGGCUGCACUUUACCACCUGCCACUUCCGGUCUAUGCUGAUGUCCCGUCCGCACCUGGUGGUUCCGCGCUCCUCGCUGUCGAAUCCGAUACGUUCUACAAAUGGACCGAGCAUUUACACGUCACCGCAAGAGUUCUAUCUCCCGAACCGUCCGCCCCGGUCGUCACCCCUGGAGCGUACGAGCGGCCGGAGAGCAGAGUCAAGCUACCCGAGCCAAACUUCUUCUAUUGCCAGAAUAGCGCCCACCUUAACCAGUCGGACUUCGGCGUGCUCUUCCCGUGGCUGACGAAGAAGGUAUUUGGUUCGGAGGAGCCGGAGCGCGCAUUGCGGCUGAAUAUGAGAGCUAUACUGCAGCUGUUGCGAGUCAACGGCGUGCCUGUCGCGAGGACAUGGGUCGGAGACCUCGUCGACGGCUGUGACGAAGGGAAGCUAGGUGUCCAAGACGCCAGUGGCGAUAAGGGCCUGGAUGACGGCAUCCAGGACGAUAAGGCAAUCUUUGACCGUAGCAACAGCGGUGUGGUCGAAGCGUGGAGCUGGAUCGACAUCGUGGGCAUGGGAUCCGAGUCAGACGACAGCGGCAAGUCCUCCCAGCCGGAGGGCGUCGAAGGAGAGAGAGAAAUGGAGGGCGAGAUUGAACCCCAGUUGAGUGUCGAAGCUACGGCUGGCACGAUCUCGGCCACUGUAAGUGCUGCUGCAUGA